AUGAAAGCAAAAACAGUUAAAGGAAAUUGGAGCUUCAGAACGACUAGGCUCACUUUCCGUUACGUUUUUCUCAUAUGCAUCUUCUUCUUCUUCGCUGGAUUCUUCGGUUCUACUCUCUUCUCUCACUCUCAGGAUGGUGAUGGAUAUGGCUUGAGGCCGAGACAGAGGCUGCUUGAAUCGGCGAGGGAGAGUAAGUUCAAUUUGAUGAUUGCGGGAGAGUUUGGUGAUGAUUCCAUUACUUCGAUUCCUUUUCAGGUUUUGAGCUGGAAGCCACGAGCUCUUUAUUUUCCUAAUUUUGCAACUGCUGAGCAAUGUGAAACCAUAGUUGCGGCAGCAAAGGUAGGCCUCAAACCAUCAUCAUUAGCUUUGCGCAAGGGAGAAACUGCGGAGAAUACUAAGGGAAUUAGAACAAGCUCUGGUGUGUUUAUUAGUGCUUCUGAAGAUAAAACAGGGACUUUAGAUGUCAUUGAGGAGAAAAUUGCGAGAGCGACAAUGAUUCCUAGGAGUCAUGGAGAGGCAUUUAAUGUCCUACGCUAUGAGGUUGGUCAGAGAUAUAAUUCACAUUAUGAUGCAUUCAAUCCUACUGAAUAUGGCCCACAAAAGAGCCAAAGGAUGGCUUCUUUUUUGCUCUAUUUAACUGAUGUUCAGGAUGGUGGCGAAACUAUGUUUCCGUUUGAGAAUGGCUUGAACAUGGAUGGUAGCUAUGGCUAUGAAGACUGCAUUGGUUUAAAAGUAAAGCCAAGACAGGGGGACGGGCUUCUAUUUUAUUCACUGCUCCCCAAUGGCACAAUCGAUCAGACAUCACUGCAUGGGAGCUGCCCUGUGAUAAAGGGGCAGAAGUGGGUGGCUACGAAGUGGAUAAGGGAUCGUGAUCAAGAACAGGAUGAUUAG
Vicia faba (fava bean) is the source of this 891-nucleotide messenger RNA. NCBI's taxonomy places the organism in Eukaryota, Viridiplantae, Streptophyta, Magnoliopsida, Fabales, Fabaceae. The record is from the annotation of a GenBank genome assembly.